This is a messenger RNA of Amoebophrya sp. A25, 1790 nucleotides long. The record is from the annotation of a GenBank genome assembly. Lineage: Eukaryota; Dinophyceae; Syndiniales; Amoebophryaceae.
ACCGAAUUGGAGCGUCGAAAGCAUAGUGAAGAAACGCUCAACUACCGGACUUACGUGGGCGGAUUUCACUUCUCUUUCCGUGGCCGUGAACGUGGAUAUUUGCAGGAAGCAAUCUUACCCAGAGUGGAGGCGCUGGGCCAGUUGAUGGGUGACAAGGAUACUGAGGCUGGAUGGGAAGAUGAGGAUUAUGUGGCGAACACAUCAUCUCGACCAAAAGACGUGAAGAAGCUUCGUACAACUAGCAAUGCAAAUAGUGCUCCUGGUCAACAUGAAGAGGUGGAUGCAGAAGAUGCUGAUGCACAAAAAAAAAUGAAACAAGCAAUACUUCCACUCUCGUAGCAGGUGAAGCGCCAGCAACUACUACAGCUGUGAUGAACGCCUACGCCGAUGGCGGGACGCCUCUUGACUACAUCUUGGCAACACGCAGGGGGUAUCUAGAAACGCGUUUGAAGUACCUAUUAGAGGAAAAUGCGAAUUGGUGCUGGUCGGAUCUAGCAUAUCGGAUUGAGACUUUAGAGCAGGAUAAACGAGCUACCAAAACCGAAAGACAGGAACGGCGCAUGGAAUUGGAGGGUUUGCGCAAUGCGCGUCGCAUCCACUCUGAGGGCGUUGCAGAGGCCACACGGAUCUACAAUGGGCGAGUUCAUAAGCAGCGGAAAGAAAAAUGUCGAGCGUAUUUUUACGAUGACAGAAGUUCGUUGUCGUGAAGAACAUAUUAUCCCCUGACGUCGCAGAACCAGAAGUGUUGGUGUCCCAAGUAGACGUGGUACUAGUGCAUACUAGUAGCACAACUUCAUCAAGAUCAACAUCAAUUUCAGGCCCAGGGGGAUCGAGACUCAUCUAGAAGUAAAUUAUACGGGCUCCUUUCCCUUUCCCCAGAAGAACUACAACUAGUAAGACAGGUUCUCGCGUGCUUGACAGACUCUAACAUAGCGCAAAGCGGCGAAGGAAACGGCUAUGGCGUGAGCUGCUGGAGCUGGAGAGCCUGGCAGGUCGUAGAGAGGAUCGGUUACGAGAUAAUGACCACGAAGAUUCGCCCACAGAUGCGGACCAGCAUCAAAGCGACCUCUUAACGUCUGAUGCGUCCACUGUUAUGAAAGGAACUCAGAGGAAGAAUUCUACUAGUUUCGUCUAGAUUUCGUAGUUCUUGUCGUCUGUUUCAUCUACCACGGGUCGUUACAUGUUUCUAUAAUAAGACUAACGUCAGGAUCAUUUCGCGAAUACUUCUAAGUCUUGCGAAAACUUUGCUCUGACACUACCCGACUUUGACGAGGAUCAGAAGAUGCAUGGUGAUGAUUGCGGUAUCGAGUGGCCACGAGACCGCAUGCUGAACACCAGGGAUGCUAUGGGAUUACCGAUCUUGACACCACCCUUAAGAGAAGGACCUAUUUAUUAACUACCUCUGGAACAUGAAUGCUGACCAAAGAAAGCCGUUCUGUUCGUCAUUCUUUUUGAAAUUUUCCUUCUCUAAUCUCCCCAUGCGGACGUUUACGGCGGAGACCUCUGGUCAAAUUUCACAUUCUUAGGAAACCGUACGUCAAGGGUUAACCAAUUACAUCCCCCACAACCCUUCCUCACUCUUUUUCCAGUAGGAAAGAGGUGAGGGAUGUAGUUCUGACGAAUGUAAUGCUGCAACCUUUAAGUAUGGGAACCAGCACCACCACUUGACAAAGAGGCACAAGGAACCGCCUAGAGACGGAGCGCCGAAGAAUUCACAAGUAGGGAUCAACUUCGCUUUGAUGCACCUGGCCUCGAUCGCGCCAAUGCUUAUCACAGAAGUAGGAACUUAC